AUCCCAACAGGACCGUGUCCCACAGCUGUACCCUCCGUUCAUGCGGAUCGACAUUUCCUGCCUCCCAGCAUUUCCCUGAGCCCUGAGGAAUGUGUGGAGAUAGGGACCAAUGUCACCAUCCAGUGCUGGAACAAGGACUAUGGGGCCACCUUCCUCCUGCACAAGGACGGCUGCUCAGCCCCCAUCCAGCGCCAGCACCUCCAUGUGGUGGGCACAGCCACCUUCACCAUCUUUGGGGUGACCCCAGCUGACAGCGGCACCUACAGGUGCUCCUACCGCCCCUGGGCUUACCCCUUUGUGUCCUCACCCCUUGGCAAUAACGUGACUCUGGAGGUGACUCCCACACCUGCACCCCCAGGUGCUGCAGACAGUUCCCAUGGGAACCCGGUGGUGGCAGUGGCUGGGGGCUGCACUGCUGCCUUUGUCUUCAUCCUCAUCUUGUCGUCUUCCGCCUCCUUGCUGCCCGCAGAUGUCGGAUACGGAGAG
This is a messenger RNA of Meleagris gallopavo (turkey), 486 nucleotides long. The record is from RefSeq and is a predicted model, not a curated record. NCBI's taxonomy places the organism in Eukaryota, Metazoa, Chordata, Aves, Galliformes, Phasianidae.